GGUAUAUAUACGUUGAAGUUCUCAUUUACAACUCUGGUAUGGUCGGCUUCUAUAUUGCACAUGCCUUCUUCGCAGUCGCCCGCCGUCUCCACAAACAAAUCAACCUCCUGAUCGGACAUGGUUUAAAUCAGAACAACAAGAUCUAGGAUGGCCAACUAAUCACGACCGGUGGAAUAUUUGCACCGACCAUCCGCUACAACAAUGGCACUUUCUACAUCGUCACGACUUAUACAGACACUCGGCCGCGAGACGUUCUUGAGCCCGUUCACCUGGAGCGUAGAUGGUUGGCCACUCGCAAACGAGGGUAAACUCAUCACCCUUGAUAUGUGGGACCCGAACUUGCCUUCUCAGUCGAAUGUCAGCAAGGUUCUAGUCGACGACUUUUCGUCCCCGUCACUACAGCUUGGCUGGGAGUUUAGAGCUACACCUUCAAGACCUUGGUGGAGGAUAGAAAACGACUCUCUGAUCCUGCGAGGCACUGUUGCUACACUGUCUGCACUGGACGUAAUGGCGCUAGUCCUCAGAAAACAAGAUGCGCUGUUCUACGACUUCAGUGUAGAUAUGUCGUUCAACCCUACAUUGCCCACUCACGAAGCUGGCAUUGUCGCCUGGGUCAAUGAUCUCUACCACAACACCAUCUCCCUCGUGCAAUGCCAAGAUCAAACCAACGCUACUUGUUUGAGGAUCUUGACGAACGUAGGAGAAAGAGGUGGCGAAUUCGAUGGCAAUACGACUACUAUCUACUAUCCACUUCCCACUGCACUUAGCAACACUACCCAAUCUAAGAGCGCUGCGAGUCUUAUACGGCUUCGUGGAUGGCUCCUCACUAUGAAUGUCGUAUCUCCUGGCAAGGCGCUAGAAUGGACAUGUGGAAGUCGUGAGAGGGCCUUAUUAGCAGACUUCUAG
Messenger RNA from Aureobasidium pullulans EXF-150, 906 nucleotides. RefSeq lists its product as uncharacterized. The record is from RefSeq and is a predicted model, not a curated record. Lineage: Eukaryota; Fungi; Ascomycota; Dothideomycetes; Dothideales; Saccotheciaceae. Bases 202 to 906 code for a protein of 234 amino acids. The transcript has 4 exons.